CAGCGGACAGGACGACUGGGCUGGUGACUUUGCCGAGAGGUUGCGCACGCCGGCCGGGGGAGGCGGACAGCCGGGCCCGCCGCCUGAGGGGCGCGGCGCGCGACACCCGGGCCUGAGGUUAGGUUAGGCGUCGGCGCGCGUCAGGCGGCACAAGGCUGCGGCCCCUGGAGCCACCUCGCGUCGCUCGGGGCUAUGGGCGCGUGAGAGCCCAGCGCGCGCGGCCCCUGCUGCAGCUCGGGAGCUCGCACGCCCUCUACACUGUCCCCCGAGCCGUCCCCGCCUUCGCCCUGCGCCACUGAGACCUGCUAUUUCUCGGCGCUGAGGCCCCCGAGACUGCAACCGAGGUUCCGCCGCCCACCGCCGCCGCCGCCACAGCCGCUCGCCGGUUUCCCCUCCCCCCACACCCGUGGCUUGGAGCUGGAGGAGGGGCCGGUGCAUUCUCACCACUGCUCUUUGCAACCUGCGGGGGACAGUGCAUGCCCGGAGAGGAGCUGGGGCGGCUGCAGGUGUGUGCAACCCCCAGCGGAGACGAUCCCCCCCCCACCUCCGGGUGAACCCGGGGGCUGAAGCCGCAGGCGGGCGAGUGAACGAGAGGAAGCAACAAAGACAAGCUGCAGCUGGGGCUGGCGAGAGGGGCCACGGCCGCUGGGCUCCCAGAACAAGCGGAGAGGGCGCCCAGGGAGCGGCGCCGGCUGAGCUGCAGCCGUGAUCCAGGCCCCGAGGGAAGGCGCAGCGCCGCCCGCCGGACGCGGCAAGCACAGACCCUGGAGAGGAUGAGUCGCCUGAGCGCCGGUAUGGCCUCAGUUCUGGACGGGCGCAACCCCCGCUAAGCAGAGGAAUCCCCACCCCGACUUCUGACGGCGCUGGCUGCCAUCCGGAUACCUCUGACCGACGUUGCUUCUUCCCACUCAGAGAGAGGCCUUGGCCCCCUGGGGGGGCUUCCUAAGGCAGCCUCUGCCAUUUUUGCAUGGCUGCGACCCACCGAGUGGAGCGUCGUGGACGCUGAGACCUGGUGCCCUUGGACUGCUUGUCUGAUCCCGGACCCUGUUGGAGAGUGUGCCCCCCCGGGGGCCUCCAGCUCCGCCAUGCUGGCCUGUCUGCAAAGGACCCAGAACCCUCCAGGCCAGCACCUGGCCUGCCCGAGCAAGAGCCUGGAGCUGCGCAAGUGUGAGGCAGUGGCCAGCUCCAUGCAUUCCUCCCGCUACCCAAGCCCGGCUGAGUUGGAUGCCUACGCCGAGAAGGUGGCCAACAGCCCACUGUCCAUCAAGAUCUUCCCCACCAACAUCCGUGUGCCCCAGCAUAAGCACCUCAGCCGCACUGUCAACGGCUAUGACACCAGUGGCCAGCGCUAUAGCCCCUACCCGCAGCACACUGCUGGUUACCAGGGCCUGUUAGCCAUCGUCAAGGCCGCUGUAUCCUCCUCCAGUGUGGCCACAACCACUGGGCCCUCCAAAAGCGUGCUCAAGAGUGUGGAGGGCAAGCGGACCAAGCUGUCGCCUGCUGCCGUGCAGGUGGGCAUUGCACCCUACCCAGCGCCCAGCACUCUAGGCCCCCUGGCCUACCCUAAGCCACCCGAGGCACCUGCCCCCCCACCCAGCCUGCCCGCAGCUGCCACUGCUGCCUCCAUCAUCCCCCUGCCAGGCCGAGGCCUGCCCCUGCCGCCUUCCAACCUGCCCUCCAUCCACAGCAUCCUCUACCAGCUCAACCAGCAGUGCCAGGCCCCGGGCACCGCACCCACUGCCUGCCAAGGUGUGGCCAUUCCCCACCCCAGCCCAGCCAAGCACGGCCCCAUGCCCAGCUUCCCCAGCGUGGCCUAUUCGGCUGCUGCUGGCCUGCCCGACUGCCGAAAAGGCACUGAGCUUGGCCAGGGAGCCACCCCAGCCUUGACACUCGCUGGGGCCACCAAGCCUGCAGGGUACACAGACUGCAGCCUGGAUUACCUGCUGUGGCCACAGAAGCCACCUCCACCACCGCCCCAGCCACUGCGUGCCUACAGCAGUAGCACUGUGGCCAGCAAGUCCCCCGAGGCUUGCGGAGGCCGGGCAUACGAGUGGGCCAGUGGAUCACCCCUCAACUGUGGUGUGGGGCUGCCUGCCAGCUUCACAGUGGGCCAGUACUUCACAGCGCCCUGGAACAGCGUGCUGGUGACCCCAACCAGCGACUGCUACAACCCAGCGGCAGCGGCAGUGGCAGUCACUGAUCUGGGGCCUGGGGCAUCCCGGGAGCUGACUGGGCCUCCUGCAGAUGCCCUGUCAGGCCUGCCCAGCAAGAGCGUGUGCAACACGUCGGUGCUGAGCAGUAGCCUGCAGUCCCUCGAGUAUCUCAUCAAUGACAUCCGGCCGCCCUGCAUCAAGGAGCAGAUGCUGGGCAAGGGCUACGAGACAGUGGCUGUGCCCCGGCUGCUUGACCACCAGCACGCCCACAUCCGCCUGCCUGUCUACAGAUAAGACCUACCCAGCGGACAUGUGGACAGAUGGGCAGGGCACUGCAGGGGGAGUCAAGCUGCAGAACGGGGUGGGUGGCUCUCAGGAGUAUCCAACCAGCCCUGCCCUGUGCCUGCUGAUCCCCACAGGGAAGCCAGGAUGGCUGCUGCCUCAACACCCCAGAUUGGUGGGGGUUGGCGGGGUGACCUCAAGCACCGAGGUCCUGCCCCACCAUUGGCUGCCCCAGGAAAUGGGGAGCGCCCAGGGGCAGCCACUGAUGUCCACGCCUUCCUCCAUCAAAGCUGGCAGAGACAGGGAGAGAGAAACCACUCAAAAACAAAUAGUUCAUUCCAGGUCUCCUGGGAGAGAGGUUCAGGCCAAGGCAGGAUGCAGGAGGAAGUGAGACACUCCAGAGUCAGGGUGAGGGUUAGAGCAGACCCCAGGGGUCAGGCAGCUGUGUUUCCCCCAAACAACCUCCCCAGUCUCCUGGAAAAGGAGCAAAGAAAGGGGGCCUGUAGGAAGUCGUUGGGCCCAGAGUGUCUACCCAUGAAACAAUCCAGGUGAAAACCACUCCCUCAGACUUUCUUCCCACCUCCUACCCCCACCAUUUCUUCCUAAUACUGAGUCAUGCAGCCAUCCCUGUUCUCCAACCCUGGGCUAUCAUCUUGCCUCUUCCCUCCAAUAGAUUUUACAGGGCUUCUGGGCACAGUUGUGCAGGGUGUGCACUGCACAAGGGCACUUCAUUCAAGGAGACGCCACUUGCAUCCUAAACUUGUAUAUUUAUUACAGUUUUCCACAUUUUGAGGAAGGAGCACCAUUUUCCUAUUCGCACAAAGGCGCCAUAGGGGCUAACAAUGGGCUUACAAUCUUAGAUGCCAUUCAGAGAGACCCUACCUUGCCUUCCUUGGGGGGUCUACUGAGAGCCAGUGAGGAGGCAACCUACCAGUUUUAAAUGGAAGACCCAGUCUAACUGCUUUCCUGCAGAUCCCCCUCCAAGGCCUGUCCCACACCUUUGAGGAGGGGAAGGUAGGCUGGAGCCACUCCUCCAUGAAGCCCCAAGUCCUGGCCCCUCUGGCGCUCCAGAAGCGGUACUGUAUCUCUCCAAGGCCUGUUCAAGCACUAAGUGCAUUUACAAAUCUCUGAGAAUGUUUUUUUUAUACUAAAAUUGACCAUUAUAUUCUACUGUGAGAAGUGCAGUCUGCACUAUAUUGUUUUAAAAACGAAGAGAAAGAAAAAAAAGGAAAACACAGAUGGUGUCUCA
This is a messenger RNA of Nycticebus coucang (slow loris), 3684 nucleotides long. It is a transcript of the gene FAM222A, whose product is annotated as family with sequence similarity 222 member A. The record is from RefSeq and is a predicted model, not a curated record. Bases 1086 to 2447 code for a protein of 453 amino acids. NCBI's taxonomy places the organism in Eukaryota, Metazoa, Chordata, Mammalia, Primates, Lorisidae. The transcript has 3 exons.